AUAUACAGGGGCUUGGCCUCUCCAGUCCUACCCUCGAACCUUUCCAAGCCUCAUGUCUUCCAUUGUUGGGCUGGCCUGUUAGGAUUCUACUGGGGUCCUGGAGGUGGGGAAGUGGGUGGCCCACAGAGGAGGGCUCAGGGGACCCCCACAGUCCCUGGAGUGGCCACACAGGAGGGAGGCCCAGCUGGCAGGAGCUCCCAGUCCCUCUAAUCCUGUGGGUCAGAGCUGGUGAGGAAGCUCAGAGGGCAAGGGAGUGUCCACUGAAGCAAGUGGGAGAUGGGCGCCAUCCCACCCCCAUCCAUCUCUGAGGGCAGGUCCACUUGAGGGCUGCAGGGUGUGGCAUGGGUGGCCGCCUUUUUUCAGCAGGCUGGUGGGGGUUUCCCUUCUGGCAGCCUGCAUCCUUUCCUCCCCUUCCAACCACCUUAAGCCUUCUGGUGGGGAGGGGGUGGGCCAGGCUGGACCUCACAAGAGAGGUGGGUUCUGCCCUCCUCCGGUUCCCUGAAUGUCUUGGGGCACCACAUUGGGAAGAGUCCCCCAAACACACAUGCACACACCCACCCACAUCCGCGCGCACACGCACAUAUCCAGUGCACACACGCGUGCACACACGCACGCAUACACGUACACGAACCCAUAGGGAGGUACACGCACAAACGCGCGCACUCACAAUCACGCACGCACCGAAGAGGUCAGCCUCAAGCAGGGCUGGGGAGGUGAGGGGUGCAGGGCGCGGCGUGUCAGUGGGCAACUGGGGCGUCGUGACGCCGCCGGGAGGUUUUCGAGCUAGUUUGCGAGAAGACUGCGGGCGCUGAACGGGGCGGGUUCCCGCGCGGUUGCGCGUGGGUCCCGGGAGCGGACUCCGGCGCCCUCUGGCGGGCGGAAGCCGCGCAGCACCUCUGGGGGGCGGGACGCGCGGCCGCCACCUACUCCCCGCCCCGACCCGCGUGCAGGACCCGGUCGUCCCCUCCUACUGUCCCGGAGCCCGGACUGAGGCCUCCGGGGCGCGGCGGGGCUCCCGGUCCACGAGAGCCACUGCCCGUCCGCGCCUCGGCUCAGCCCUGCCCUCCGCAGCCGCUUUCGGGUGGCUCCGCCCGCGGCCCAAUUUCCAGGCGACCGUUUCCCGGAGACGGCGGGCGGGGCCGUCUCUGCCGCCCCCCGCCGCGCGUUCCGCGGGCGCCCGCGACGCCCCGCCUCUGGCUUGGGUGCGGGAGCGGGGCCUGGCCGGGCUGCGACGCCGCCACAGCUCGGGGCCAGUCCACCAAGUCAGGGGGAUGGCUCGGGCGGCCGCUGGGGUCGACGGCCCCCCCGGUGGGCGACGUGCCCUGUGCAGGCCUCACGUCCCGCGUCCACAAAACGGGGAGGAGAACGCAGCCUAAAGCAGAGCCGAGCCAAGGUACCUCGCCGUCGCCGGGCUCUGGCGGGCUGACCAGGCCUGGGGUGCGAGCGCGGGCCCACGGGGUCGCCGCGAUGGACUCGCUGGCAGCGCCCCAGGAUCGCCUGGUGGAGCAGCUGCUGUCACCGCGGACCCAGGCCCAGAGGCGGCUCAAGGACAUUGACAAGCAGUACGUGGGCUUCGCCACACUGCCCAACCAGGUGCACCGAAAGUCGGUGAAGAAGGGGUUUGACUUCACGCUCAUGGUGGCUGGUGAGUCGGGCCUGGGGAAGUCCACACUGGUCCACAGCCUCUUCCUGACCGACUUGUACAAGGACCGGAAACUGCUCAGUGCAGAGGAGCGCAUCAGCCAGACGGUGGAGAUUCUAAAACACACAGUGGACAUUGAAGAGAAAGGAGUCAAGCUGAAGCUCACGAUCGUGGACACGCCGGGAUUCGGGGACGCCGUCAACAAUACCGAGUGCUGGAAGCCCAUCACCGACUAUGUGGACCAGCAGUUUGAGCAGUACUUCCGCGACGAGAGUGGCCUCAACCGAAAGAACAUCCAAGACAACCGAGUGCACUGCUGCCUGUACUUCAUCUCCCCCUUCGGGCAUGGGCUGCGGCCGGUGGAUGUGGGUUUCAUGAAGGCAUUGCAUGAGAAGGUCAACAUCGUCCCUCUCAUCGCCAAAGCUGACUGUCUCGUCCCCAGUGAGAUCCGGAAGCUGAAGGAACGGAUCCGGGAGGAGAUUGACAAGUUCGGGAUCCAUGUAUACCAGUUCCCUGAGUGUGACUCAGAUGAGGAUGAGGACUUCAAGCAGCAGGACCGGGAACUGAAGGAGAGUGCUCCCUUCGCUGUUAUAGGCAGCAACACGGUGGUGGAGGCCAAGGGGCAGCGGGUCCGGGGCCGACUGUACCCUUGGGGGAUCGUGGAGGUGGAGAACCAGGCGCACUGCGACUUUGUGAAGCUGCGCAACAUGCUCAUCCGCACGCAUAUGCACGACCUCAAGGACGUGACGUGCGACGUGCACUACGAGAACUACCGCGCGCACUGCAUCCAGCAGAUGACCAGCAAACUGACCCAGGACAGCCGCAUGGAGAGCCCCAUCCCGAUCCUGCCGCUGCCCACCCCGGAUGCAGAGACCGAGAAGCUCAUCAGGAUGAAGGAUGAGGAGCUGAGGCGCAUGCAGGAGAUGCUGCAGAGGAUGAAGCAGCAGAUGCAGGACCAGUGAGACUCGCCGCGGACACACCGUCCGUCUCCGGGACGCCCUCCCACCCCUGGACCCUAGACCGGCCUGUUCCCGACCCGGAGACGUGGGGCCACAGCCCCCAGCUGACCCUAAUUUAUUUUCAGCACCACCCCCUCCCAGGCCAUUCGUAUCUGCUUCCAAGGGGCCUGGACCGUAGCCCUCUCCCAGCUGGCCCUCUCUGGCCUUGGGGGGUCUGGAGCGAAGUUGGGCAGGACUUCAGAGAUCCGCCUCUCUUGCUCUUCCCUCGUCUCGUGAAGUCACAGCGCCCAAACUGCAGGCCCUGCUCUGGCAGGCAGGCAAACCGAGGCAGAAGAGGGAAACUGAUUCCCAGGGUCCAGGGUCUGCUCUCUGCCCCAGAGCUGCAGAACAGACUUGGAAGCCCUCCUUUGCCAGCUCCCGCGGGUCUCCCAGCAAGUGCUGAGAUCCCAUUUUCCGUCAAGGCGGGCAGGGUCUAUUAGCCUCGGAUCCCAAGGUUGGGCUGAAUCAAAUGGGAGCCCUCCAGACAUAAAGAGGUCAGAGGCUGCGAGAAGGGCGGGCGUGACCGCCUACACCCUUUCUCUGCAGCCGGGCCCUACCUGGCGGGCCUCAGGGGCACUGGGCUGGGAGCCACCUCCUGGCAACUCUCGGUGCCGUCCCCUGCCCUCGCCCGAGGCCUCUUCUCCCCAGCACCACAGUCGUGUGCCGGGAUCCCGAGCCUCGGCCUCCCCGUCUUCCCACCCGCAUGAUCCCUUCCCGCCAUACGAUGCUCCGUUUUGUUCCGUUGUGAAUGCCGCAUCCUGUCCUGGUGACAGGAGAACAAUAUUGGUGAACGUC
Messenger RNA from Callithrix jacchus (white-tufted-ear marmoset), 3435 nucleotides. RefSeq names its product septin 5 (gene SEPTIN5). Gene Ontology annotation, molecular function: GTP binding. Lineage: Eukaryota; Metazoa; Chordata; Mammalia; Primates; Cebidae. The record is from RefSeq and is a predicted model, not a curated record.